AUGCAAAACAAUUACGAUCAACUUUUAGAAGAAACCAAAACUAAAAUCCUUGCUAUAGUCGAACUUAAGCCAGAAAACUAAUGGACUUUGGAUACUAACAAGGAUGGCUAUGCAAUUUAUACUAGAAACAAUCCUGAUAAUGGUCUAAAAAUCAAUAGAACAGAAACAAAUGCUGUUGUAAAUCCAGAGGAGUUUAUUAAUUUUGUAAUUGAUAUGACCAAAAAGAAGGAGUAUGAUUCAAAUUUCUAAGAAGUAUUCUUAUAUAUUAAUAUUUAAUAGGGAAGAUUGAUAUCAAAAGUGGAUUAAAACACUUUCAUAUUUUAUGCAAGAGGAAAACCACCAACAUUCUUUGUAGAUGCUAGAGAUUUCUGUAUAUUGACAAGAGUCUACAAAUUAGGUGAAGAUCACUAUAUGACAAUUAGUAUAAAAUUAAAUCUAAUUCAUUAGGUAAAUCAAUUGAGCAUCCUGAAGCCCCAGCAGUCAAGGGAGUUUAAAGAGGAGAGAUUGUAUUCUAAGCUUGGAUUGUAAAAAAGUUACCUAAUGGACAAUCCAAUAUUAUUAUCAUUGGUAAUAUGAAUCCAAAGGGUGAUAUUCCUAAGGCCAUCAUUAAUUAAGGUGCUUAACUAUAAGCAGAAGGAGUUAAGAAAGCUAUUGAGUAUUUGACAAAGAACAAUAAAAAAUGA
Paramecium pentaurelia is the source of this 683-nucleotide messenger RNA. The record is from the annotation of a GenBank genome assembly. Lineage: Eukaryota; Ciliophora; Oligohymenophorea; Peniculida; Parameciidae.